Oryzias melastigma (Indian medaka) is the source of this 1376-nucleotide messenger RNA. RefSeq lists its product as uncharacterized. Gene Ontology annotation, biological process: response to bacterium. The transcript has 4 exons. The record is from RefSeq and is a predicted model, not a curated record. Lineage: Eukaryota; Metazoa; Chordata; Actinopteri; Beloniformes; Adrianichthyidae. Bases 1 to 1038 code for a protein of 345 amino acids.
AUGGUGGCCAAGGAGCACCUGGCAGCACAAAUGAACCAGCUGCCAAGAGAUGAGAUUCACUCCAAAUGGCUAACGGGAGGGCAAACGAUCCUGAUCCAGAAGGAUCCCUCAGAGGGCACACAACUACUGGGCAAUAACCCGGCUCUCCACAACACAGAAGGACAGAAGAAUUGUCGGAAAUCGUUCCCCUCUGCACAGGAGAAAGGCAGCUUCCUGUCUGUCUGCGCUGGUGAAAAUAUUACUUUAGAAUGUUCCUCUAAAGAUGAUAAUUUAGUUCAGAUCUACUGGUACAAGCAAAGUUUGGGACAAAAGCCUAAAAUUAUGUCCAGUUUCUAUGAAUACACUUCACAGAAGAAAUUUUAUGAGGAAUUUGAGAUUGACUCACGCUUUGAAUUGGAUGCAAAAGGCAAAAAUCAUCACUUGAAGAUUUUUAAGUUGCAAUUUUCAGACUCCGCUACAUAUCACUGCAUAAGUUCUGAUUCUUACUCACUUACAUUUUUGAAGAGCUUUAUUGUCUAUGUGAAGGAUGCUUCUUUUUAUCUCAAGGAUUCAGUGGAUCAGUCAUCCUUUAAGAACAUCCAUCCAGGAGACUCUGUGACUCUGAACUGUACAGUACACACUGGGAGCUGUGAUGGAGAACACAGAGUUUACUGGUUCAAAGACUCUGAAGACUCUCAUCCAGGACUCAUUUACACUGAUGGAGGCAGGAAUGAUCAGUGUGAGAGAAAUAACAACACAAAAACACACAGUUGUGUCUACAAUCUCCACCUGAAGAACCUGACUCAGUCUCAUGCGGGGAUUUACUACUGUGCUGUUGCCUCAUGUGGACACAUUUUGUUUGGAAACGGGACCAAGCUGGACUUCAAAGUUCCUCUGAACUCUGUGAUUCUUCACACUUUGGUUGGAUUAUUGACCAUCAUCAGCGUCCUCGUUGUUUUUCUGCUUUUUCUUUUGUGGAAGAUCAACAAGAGAAACAACUGCACCUCCACAGGUACACAAACUUAUUUCACUGUUCAACAAAUGCAUUCUGGAAAUUAAAUGUUUCUGUGUUUAAUAACCAGAAGAAGGGUCAUCUGCUGCCCCCUUAAGAAGCUCAGAGGUGAGACUCAACUCUCUUCAGUUAUCAUGUUCAUCUUGGAUUCACAAAAAGCUCAUAUUAUGAAUCUUUUCUGUCAAUUUGGUUUCAGGUUGAGAACAAAGACACAGAAAGUCUCCAUUAUGCUGCUAUAAAUGUGAAGAGGUCCAACAGAUCAAGACAGAAGAACGACACCAACAAAGUCUGUGUUUAUUCGAGUGUAAGACAACAGAACCUUUAGACCAUGUAUUAAUGAUCUUUAUAAAAAAAAUAAAAAUAAAAACUAUGCAAGCAUUUUUUC